Molecule: messenger RNA, 1839 nt
Organism: Amblyraja radiata (thorny skate)
Lineage: Eukaryota; Metazoa; Chordata; Chondrichthyes; Rajiformes; Rajidae
Product: protein polyglycylase TTLL10-like
Exons: 10
Coding region: 1-1815 (604 amino acids)
Biological process (GO): protein polyglycylation
Molecular function (GO): protein-glycine ligase activity, elongating
Source: RefSeq, a predicted model, not a curated record
AUGCGUGAUUGCCCCAACACUGUUCACCAUCUUUAUUGCGACAUCCACAUCAUCAAGGACGACCUACCUCCAGGAAUCGAAAUCGUCUACAAAACUGAUGGCAGACUUUUCAAUCUUGCCCGUCUAAAGUCCAAAACGAAGACAUCUGUGAGCUCCCUCAUCGAGUUCCAAUACGCAGACAACUGUGUUGCUGCUCUCUCAGACAAUCAUCUGCAACAGAUCCUCACUGCCUUCAACAGUGUAUACACUAAACGUGGAUUUACCAUCAACCCAAGAAGACUCAGCGUUGCCCACUACUGCGAGUUCAAGGGAUGGAAGAGAAUCUUCGACAAUAACCGGGGCGACUACUUUCUCAAAUGGUCAGAGUACAAAACACCUAUCCACUACCUAAACUUCCGUGCAGGCAAACAGCUCUUAAACCAGAUCCCAAACAACAGGUUCCUGACCACCAAAGGAGGUCUCUGCACUUCCCUCAAGGAGUAUGAGAGAAUAGUAAUUAAGUAUUCAAAAGGCAGGUGUUCACAUAAGGACAUCAGAUUGGACGAGUUUUUCCCUGCAUCGUACCGCAUGGACGUGAAAAGUGAGCGCCAGGCCUUUUUUGAUGUCUUCAAAGACGGGCAGAUUUGGAUUUGUAAACCUUCCAACUUACAAGAGGGUCGAGGAAUCUUCCUCCUGAGGUGCCGGGGUGACGUGAAUGUGCUGCGUGCCAAGCUGGAGAGUAUGGAGAACCUAUUGACUAAGCCGGCUCAGUACAAUUCCAUCGUCCACAGAGUGGUACAGAGAUACAUCGCUAGGCCCCUGCUGCUAGAUGGCAGGAAGUUUGAUGUCCGCUCCUACUUCCUGAUCGCCUGCACCUCGCCUUACAUGGCCUUCUUUCACCAUGGUUACGCCAAGUCAACGUGCAACAUCUACAAUCCCUCUUCCGAUGAUCUGACAAGUCAUCUAACAAAUCAGUUCAUCCAACGAAAGAACCCCAGGUACAGUGAGAUGAAGGAGGACACAAUCUGGUCCAUGGAACACCUGAACGACUACAUCAAUGAGAAGUACAUGGAAGCAAAACGACUCCCAAAAGACUGGGUCUUCACUGUCUUUGCAAAGAGAAUGCAAGAGAUUAUGACAACUUGCUUAAAUAGUGCCAAGAACAAACUGGAAUGCAAACUGGGCUUCUUUGACCUCAUGGGCUGUGAUUUUAUUAUUGAUCAAAACUUCAAGGUCUGGUUAUUGGAGAUGAAUGCCAACCCAUCCCUACAGAGGCACUGUUCUGUUCUGAGAACACUCAUACCUCCGUUAGUGUACGAAACGCUUGAUUUAGUCAUUGAGAUAUUCAAAAAGAGCAGUAAAGGAAUAUUGAAUUUACCACUUGAGUCACAAAGAGAUUUUGUUCUAAUCUACAACGGCUGCAAUCGGGGUCAAGCUUUGAAACCCGUGAGAGAUGACAAGAUUUCCCUAAUGCUUCUGAAACAGCCAAAACGUGUAGUCACCAAGAAGCCCGUAAGGAAACAGGAAGCGGUCAUGUCACUAUCGGAUGACGCUGCUGUAGAAAAGGACACGUUUCAGAAAGCCUCCACCCUGCUGUCCUGCAGCCAACUGCCCGUCUUGGCCCAAAUCCGAAACCUUGUCUGCAUCAGACCCACGGUUCACCCCAGCCCCUUCGCCGACAGCCACUCCCCGUACUCAAAGGAAUGGAGACAGCUGCGCUCCAGCGUUGCCAAAGCGCUGAUGAGCACCGUGCCAUUUGUUCCUCCGUUCGGCAGAAAGUGUGCGCAAGUCCCUCAAAAGAGUAAAAGUCUGGAGAGCAACCUGAUCCUCAAGUAGAGAUCAGCUUGGCACUCCCUCAAA